This is a messenger RNA of Penicillium longicatenatum, 2181 nucleotides long. RefSeq lists its product as uncharacterized. The record is from RefSeq and is a predicted model, not a curated record. NCBI's taxonomy places the organism in Eukaryota, Fungi, Ascomycota, Eurotiomycetes, Eurotiales, Aspergillaceae. The transcript has 3 exons. The coding region runs from base 1 to 2181 and encodes 726 amino acids.
AUGGCUUCCAGUGACACAGAACCACCUGUUGUAAUAGCUGAGCUAGUCAACCUCUUAAAAGAGAUCAAAGAGCUGCUGAAGGCCAGAAAUAACCAGCUGGAAGGGUCUUCGACUUCUCCUUUCGACAAUUCUCGAGCUAUACAACUGGCAGAAAAAUCGAAAAAUGAUUUCCCAUCCGCGUUGAAUAUAGGUGCAGAGACAUUGGUAAGGGACAGUCAGUGUGCUACGCCCGCAGCUCGUCCUUCUUACGAUGACACCGCACGCUACUCGAGUGGAAACGAUGGGGUUGAGGACAGUUUGCAUCCUGACGGGGCCGACAGAACCAGAUAUUAUAUGAUGCCUUAUCAUCGGACGGAGGUCUACACCUUUAAGCCUUUUACGAUGCUGCCCUGUCCUGUAGAAACUAGGGAGUCGUUGUUUAUAGCGGGGUCGAGCUGGAAAUAUUGGCGACCUAUUGCGGAGGUUCGAAAUACCGAUGUGGCAGUCAAUUCGCUUUCCCCAGGAAGAGGUUAUCCUAAUUACGUGCCCGAAUGGGAAAUCAUUCAAGUGGAUAGAGAGUGGUAUCAUAUAGACGGAAUGAAGCUCAGCUCGGAAAUCGAUUUUUCGCCCGAUGACGAAUUUGAGGAGGAAGAACGACUAGUGCCGUACUCCCUGCUGCCGUGCGACGAGCCAGAAACCCACUCUGCACUGUCCGGAUUGAACGAUCUCCGUGGGAUUCUGAGUGAGACUUUCGGGAACCUCCAUUCCGCUCCCGCCCACACGAUAUAUUUUGCAUUUGACAAAGACCGCUUGCGCGAUUGGAAUAGUGCGAGUUCAUCCUCUUCAUUUUCUCGUUAUCUGGCGUCGGCACAAUCUCUAUUCAAGUUGUUGGAGAAUCAUGGCGGGGCCUUCGAGAUUGCUGACCUCGAUGAUACGAAUCAAUUCACUGUUUAUGGAUAUCAAGCAGAUAGAUCACAGUAUGGGACGCAAACAGAGACAGACCCGCGUGUACUGUCACGAGCCGCUCUUCAUGCGGAGGAGUUUACCAUCAAUGUGCCUCCAGUCCGCUGCAUGCUGAAAAAACGAGCCGGGCAGCCCGCCAUCUUUAUACGCUCAGGGCCUAUUCGCUGGUAUCGCAUCAUCAGCUUCCGAGGGCUGGCGGCUGUCAUAGACCCUGAGUAUAACCUCUUAACUGACCACAGGAGAUUCAGUGCAAUACAUGCCUUCAGCAUAAUCUUUCAACAACGAUACCUGAACCUCAUGUAUGAUGAUGUAUGGAAGCUACAUAUCGAUUGCAGGAGCCGUAGCGAAGCUGCAAACCCAUUUGAAUCAGAUUGUGCAGCUUUCCAUAUCACUUGGUUUAGAAUCGGCCCCGACAAGAAGUGGCCAGAAUUCAGCAACUGGAAGUCUGGCAGGUUGUACGGCACCACCGACGAGGAUCAUUUGGAAGAGGUGGCAUUUACGAUGUGUUUUUACCCGUCAAGAGGUAGCGACGAAGUGGACAACUUGGACACUUUGGAUGUAUUCGAGAAGCCUUUUCGGACCGCUCCAGAACGCAUCCAGUACCUCAAAGAAUCUGGCUACUGGUACUGGUGCGUGCUCGUUCUGGCUCCUGCCCAUUUUGACGCGAUUUCGAGUCGGUACCGGCGCCCACGAGCAAUUAAUGACGGUGGCCACUUAGAGCCAGUACGACUGAUUCUGGAGGCUCUCAAAGAUGCUGCCGAUUCCUGGGAAGCGAUUGCGGAACAUCUCACUCGCGUUAUAAACACGCGGGGCGCGAUUUUUGAUCCAGACCUGCACGAUCGACUGUUGUUUGAUGAUGAUGCGUUCUCGCGAUCGCGGUUAUACUUCUGGGCCAUUGACAGCUUAGAGCUGUUCAUCCCAACCAUCGCUGCAAAUAUUCGAGAAUGGGAGAAUUUCUGGAAAGCUCGCAAGUUUCUCCUGGGAUGUUAUAACACCGGUUCUCCCGGCGAACCGCCACGCAUGCUCAAUGAAAUUUAUGAGAGCGUUCUACAACAAAUUGAGGAAGAGGUCUCCGGCUUGGCGGCGUUGAAGGCUAGGCUGGAGCUCUUGCGAGAACAAAUCAAAACCCUUAGGGAUGGUUUAUUCAACGCCAGUGCGGUCAUCGAGUCUAGGGCAGCCACUGAACUGGGUCAAUUUGAAGCUCUUGACGUAUUUCAGUAUCGUCUUCCUACCACUUAG